AAAUUAAAAUUAAAAAUGUAUUAUUUUAAAGUUGGCGCAUGUGUGAAUUUGUGACGAAUCACGUGACCCUUGGAUUCAGUACGGUUUGGUUCAGUUUAUUUGCGAACGUGGGCGCUGGUGUAUCACGGUUUUAACACACCAAGAAUAUAACAAUAAUUUAUUGAUAAAUCGCCAAUUAUUUUUUAUAACGGAAGAGUUUUAACGGUGUUUGUGAAACAAUUCGAUUUUUUCGGAUUCUUAGUGAAAAUUACUUCUCCACAAAACAAGGAAUCAAAGACAACAGAUCGUUGGGGAUUUUGCCAGAUUUGCAAACGUUCGCAACAAUGGAUAUUUCAAUAAAACCUUUGAAUAAAAAAGAAAAUUCAUUCAAAAAUGACUCCUCCUCAAUUACAUCAAUCGUUAUGCGGCGAUAACUUGCUCUUGCUCAAGUCGACGUCAACAACCACUAAUAAGGGUAGAAGACGUUCGCAGUGUUAUAGCGCAGCUUGGGCUGAGCCCCCUUCUAUAUUAAAAGAACGACGUCGGGCUAUAUGUUCUUGGUCGGUGGGUUACGGAACGUUGGAAACUACAACAACAGCAGGAUCACCACCCUUAUUAACUGAACGCUCCACUCUGAAGACUUCUCGGAGAAUCCGGGAGGAGAUUCUCCCUUUACCUCAUGCUGCCACUUCACCAGCGGCGGACAAGAAAACGACGACGUCCACCGAAAAUAAUAAGCGAGCUCGAAUCGAUUUCUUAACGAUGCCCGGUUUAAAAUCGUUGGUGAGACGAAGAAACAGUGGCGAAUCCGGAGACACAUCAUCCCCUUUAAUGAAGAAAGAAGGCAGUUGUGGAGCGUUAAUUAAACCUGCGGCAAGUUUAGCGAGUUUAAGAAAAUGUGAAACCGUAAUUGCUCUCACCGGGGUGUUGUCUUCGGGCUCAUCAACAUCGAGUGUUCAUGGAAGCAUGGAACGUUUACGUCCCGUGAAUCGGUUACGCGUUUCUCCCCAUAAUUCCACCAAUCGGCUGUGUUCGCGAUGUUCCAGUCUUUUAACGUUAGCCUCCAGUUCGAGGUACUCGUUAAAUGCCUCCACCGGGGGAUUCGUACAAGUUCCAGAUGAACCUCCGAUUCUUUGUAAACUUUGCCUCAGCGAGGUGCCUUUUAAGAAAAGUUUUGGAAUAUUGAGUUGUGGAUGUUCUUUUUGUUCCGAUUGUAUGCGGACUUACGUUGAGAUAGAAAUAGCAGAGGGAGCUUACGAUAUAUCGUGCCCAGACGCUCAAUGUCCACUACAAGGGGUAUUAAACCAAGAGGAAAUUCGUAAAUUAGUCGGUGAUGAUUUAUUGGUUAAACACAAAAAGUAUCGAUUGAAUCGAGAGAUUGAAAUCGACAAGAACCGUACGUGGUGUCCCCAAGCUGGUUGUGAAACGGUGUGCAAUGUGUGCCCUUCGCAAAGAUGUCAACCGCAAAGCGUGCAUUGCCCGACUUGUUCGUUGGAUUUUUGUAGUAAUUGUAAAUUGGAGUGGCACCAUGGGAUGUCGUGCGAUGAAAACAACAAGAAAUUGGCGAAACAGGGCAAAGUUGAAGAGGCGGGAAUUCCGUUCGAUUCGGAUCUAAUUAAAUGUUGUCCGAUGUGCAAUGUUCCUAUCGAAAAAGAUGAAGGCUGUGCACAGAUGAUGUGCAAAAGGUGUAAGCACGUGUUCUGUUGGUACUGUUUAGCUAGUUUAGAUGUAAGUACCAAAAAAUAUUUUCGUUUAUUAUUAACAACAUUAUCCAUAACUAAUCUAAAUCCUACCCUUCUUCCCAGCCCCUUCUUGUCUCCUUACAUCUUCCUGCUGCCACCACCUCUCAAGUUUUAUAUAUAAGAGGUUUUGUAGGUU
Messenger RNA from Onthophagus taurus, 1857 nucleotides. NCBI's taxonomy places the organism in Eukaryota, Metazoa, Arthropoda, Insecta, Coleoptera, Scarabaeidae. The record is from RefSeq and is a predicted model, not a curated record.